This is a messenger RNA of Lytechinus pictus (painted urchin), 901 nucleotides long. Its product is annotated as thioredoxin-related transmembrane protein 1-like. Gene Ontology annotation, cellular component: endomembrane system. Bases 83 to 901 code for a protein of 272 amino acids. Gene Ontology annotation, molecular function: disulfide oxidoreductase activity. The transcript has 6 exons. The record is from RefSeq and is a predicted model, not a curated record. Lineage: Eukaryota; Metazoa; Echinodermata; Echinoidea; Temnopleuroida; Toxopneustidae.
AACUGAUAGACUAUAUACCGGUAGGCCGCCCUUUAUCAUUUUAUUGCGAUCAUCGAAGUACCAUAUUACAACACUGGAGAAAAUGUAUCCAAAACGCGAAGUUUUGAUCAUAUUAUUCCUCAUAUUUGUAUUUCGAUUUGGAGAAUCAGGAAAGACACAUGUUGUGAAGAUUACAGACAAGAAUUGGUCAAGGACGCUGGAAGGGGAAUGGCUUAUCAAAUUUUAUGCUCCAUGGUGUCCGGCAUGCAAGUCCAUUAUGCCUGUUUGGAAGGAGCUGUCUGAUUGGAGUCAAGAACUUAACGCUAACAUUGCUGAGGUUGAUGUUACAGAGGAACCAGGAUUGAGUGGACGUUUUGCAGUUACAUCCUUGCCAACAAUCUUCCAUUCCAAAGAUGGAAUUUUCAGAAGAUAUCUUGGACCGCGCACCAAAGAUGAUCUCAUUAGUCUUGUGGAAGAGAAAAAAUAUGAGGAAAUUGAACCUGUAGCUGGAUGGCAGUCUCCAAACUCUAUUUCUAUGUCAAUUCUAUCUUGGGUCUUUAAGAUGUCAAUGCUUGUAAGGGUUACCCAUACAAUACUAACAGAAGAGUAUGGCUUUCCCUCUUGGAGCUCUUAUGGGUUUUUUGCAGUGAUGACAGUUAUGCUUGGUUUAGUACUAGGAAUGAUCCUAGUGGUGAUAGCAGACUUCUUUUGCCCUGUGAAACCCCCAAAGCGAGAAACUCCAGACACCCCACUAUCGCAGCACGAAGACAUUUCAGAGGAAAGGAAAAAAGAAGAAGAGGAAGAGGAUAAUGAAGAAGAAGAGGAUAAUGAAGAAGUUAAGGAUGAAGGGAGAAGUGGUGAUCAGACGGUUCGGAAAAGGAAAUCAGACAAGGACAAUACACAGUCAGAAACAACAUCAUAA